Messenger RNA from Pelodiscus sinensis (Chinese soft-shelled turtle), 7408 nucleotides. RefSeq names its product GLIS family zinc finger 3 (gene GLIS3). Gene Ontology annotation, cellular component: nucleus. The record is from RefSeq and is a predicted model, not a curated record. NCBI's taxonomy places the organism in Eukaryota, Metazoa, Chordata, Testudines, Trionychidae. Gene Ontology annotation, molecular function: RNA polymerase II cis-regulatory region sequence-specific DNA binding; DNA-binding transcription factor activity, RNA polymerase II-specific. Gene Ontology annotation, biological process: regulation of transcription by RNA polymerase II.
ACUGAUACAACCAGCGGAGAGCACGGGCAGCCCAAUUCCUGCGCUGGCAGCAGCCUGGACCCCCCUCCUCCCCAAACAAGUCUGGAGAGACAACACUUCCCUCCUCCCAGGAACAAUAUGACAGCAGUGAGCUAGCAAGGUCGCCAAACAAGUCAACUUCAUCUUCCUCAGCCUCACCUACGGGCACUGACUGCGGGACACGGCAGUGAGAGGCGAGCCCUCGAGUUUGGUCAACCCAGAUUUCCCAAGAGAAAAGAGAAAGCUCCUCUCCCCAGCCCUCGCUUGGCAUGUCUCUUCCCGAGCCCUGAUGGAAACUGUUCCUGCUCAAGUGGAGGACAGCCUCUCUCAAGUGUGUUUGAAGGGAACCAGAGUUGCUUUUCUUUCUUCAGCUCUCUCCUUGCAAGUGCUGGCUGUCAUUCUUGCCUAGAGGAGAGAGGGGCUCUGCCUGGAGAAGGAAUAUGCACCUUGGGCUUUGUUGUGGAAAACCUGGUUACCUGGUUUAAUCACUAUGGAUAACUUGGACUGAUAUCACUGAGACCCGUGGAUCUGUAUAACACAUUUUGAUCAUUCCAACUACUUGACAAUGAAUGGCAGGUCAUGCAGUAUGAGUCACCGGACUUCAGGUACCCCCCAUGGUCCCGGGAUGAUCAAUGGACAACAAAUUCCACCGAUCAGAGUUCAUGCAGGAACACCUUGCCCAUCUUUGAAUAGCAGCACCCCAAGCCCAGCUAUUGGAAACUUGUCCGCCAGUCUCCAUUUAAAGAUGCCCCUUGGAGGAGGGGUAGCUCCUCAGAGCAACAUCACUGAUAGUACCAUCCACCUCCCUGCUUUAAGUCCCAGGAGACAAGUGGUUACAAAUGGGAAGCCUUUAUUCCAAAUCCCACAGCCUCCAGGGCUGCCAGCACCACAGUUUUUAAAGUCAAAGCAGCAGGAGUUUGGGAACAAUUUCUCCCCAAGCACAAUUAAAGGUCAUGCCUAUGGGCCUUGGGGCAAGUCUAUUGGAAGAGGCAGCUGCAACAAUCUAGUUGUCACCAGCAGUCCCAUGAUGGUUCAGCGACUGGGACCUAUAUCACCUCCUGCUAACCAGGUCUCAAAAGGAUGCAACCAGCUCAGUCCUAGCUUACAGAGGGCUAUGAAUGCUUCAAACUUGAAUAUACCUCCAUCAGAUACAAGGUCCCUCAUGUCACGUGAGUCUUUGGCCUCUACAGCAUUAAGCCUGUCAGAAAGUCAGUCAACAUUGAGUCUGAAACAUGAGUGGUCUCAUGGGUGCAGGAUUCUUCCUUCCCUUCCUUCCAACCAAGGAUCCCAAAAUGGCAGUGAGCUAGGGGACAUACUGAGUAUUCCACCUGGAACAUCCAUGUCCAACAAUGGUGUAUCUAAUUCAUUACCGUCUUACUUGUUUGGUAUGGAAAAUAACCAUUCUCCUUACCCUAGCCCUCGCCAUUCUUCAACCCGAUCUCAUUCAGCUCGCUCCAAAAAAAGGGCCCUCUCUCUGUCUCCUUUGUCUGAUGGCAUUGGGAUUGACUUCAAUACAAUCAUACGUACAUCCCCAACCUCGCUGGUUGCCUACAUCAAUGGUUCAAGGACGUCACCAGCAAACAUAUCCCCGCAACCUGAGGUCUACGGGCAUUUCUUGGGAGUAAGAGGAAGCUGUAUUCCCCAGCCUUGCUCUAUUCCAAACACUCAGAAAGGUCUUCUUGUGGCUAACAGCAACAUCACCCUCCCAGGUUAUGGUGAAAACGGAACAGUGGAAUACCAGCGGAUGCAGCAGUUGGAACAAAGUACCUUACAGUCAGCAGUCAUGAACAACAUGAUGAUUCAACAAGGUAUGCCUCUCAUAGACAGCCAGCCAAUGGGCAUGUUAAAAAGUGAACGUGUGGAUGAUUUUUCGGGCAGCACAAUUGACAUGCCUCCUCCUCCCCCUCCACCACCUCCUCCACCACAAGGUCCCCCACCCCCUUACCAUGCACAUCAACACCGACAUCAGCAUGACCUCAUAAACCAUUCCCAUCAACUUGCCUUGCCGCCUUCUGCCCAGGGCCCUCUAUUGGAUGAGGAUGGUGAAUUAGAUGAUUACAAUGGUAAACACUGUUGUCGCUGGAUAGAUUGCAGUGCUCUGUAUGAGCAGCAAGAGGAACUAGUGCGGCACAUAGAAAAAGUUCAUAUAGACCAGAGAAAGGGAGAGGACUUCACUUGUUUCUGGGCAGGAUGCCCUCGAAGAUACAAACCAUUUAAUGCCCGCUACAAACUGCUGAUUCACAUGAGAGUUCAUUCAGGAGAGAAGCCAAACAAAUGCACGUUUGAGGGCUGCAAGAAGGCCUUUUCCAGGUUAGAAAAUCUCAAGAUUCAUUUACGGAGCCACACAGGAGAAAAGCCCUACCUUUGUCAGCAUCCAGGUUGUCAGAAAGCAUUCAGUAACUCCAGCGAUCGAGCCAAGCAUCAGAGGACACACUUGGACACUAAACCGUAUGCAUGUCAGAUUCCAGGAUGUACCAAACGAUACACAGACCCGAGUUCUCUGAGAAAGCAUGUAAAGGCACAUUCUUCCAAAGACCAACAGGCCAGGAAAAAGUUGCGAUCAAGCUCAGAGCUUGACCAGGACAUCCUCAGUGACUGCCUCACUAUCCAGCCUCUCCAACCAGCUCCUUCGCCACUUGAUGCUACAGACAAUACCAUGGGACGAUCACCAGGGCCCGUUCAUGACAUCUACACAGCUACAAUGUUCUCCAGUACUCACUCAAGUCGGAGUGGAACAGCUGCUGCAGCUGGGACACCAUCACAUCCUGCCAGUCACCUUUCUCCAGGGCAUAACAUACAGGGUAGUCCCUGUAACCCACAAUCACAGUUACCCCCUCUUUCAGCUGUAGACUCAGGUACUGAGAGAUUUGCAGUUCCUGCUCCAUCUCCCCAUCAUAUCAGCCCCAGGAGAAUUCCAGUUCCCCCUCCAAUGAUGCAGAGACGAAUACCACAGACUCCUCAUCUUCAGCAGACUGUGGGAACGCAUCAGAAGACAUACCAACCAAUAACAAACCCUUCUUUUCAACCAAAUGGCAUCCACAUCCAAGGCUUUUAUGGGCAACUACAGACUUUCUGCCCUCCACAUUACACUGAUGCUCAGAGGAACAUACAACAUGGUGGUUCAUGUAACAUGGUCCCUCCUUUUGAAGACUGUCUAGUUCCCACAUCAAUGGGUCAGACAGGGUUUGAUGUUUUCCACAGAGCUUUUUCAGCACAUUCUGGUAUUACAGUGUAUGAUCUUCCAUCAGGCUCAACAGGCUUCUUUGGUGAUUCAUUGCGCAAUGGGUCUGAGGACACCAGUUUCCUUCAGAUAAAUGCAGUGGAUCGUUGCCCUAGUCAGCUUUCCUCUGUCUAUACAGAAGGUUAAAAUAAUCUAAUUCUAAUUACAAAUAUUCUACUUCAUAUCAUCUUUCCUUUCUGAUGGCGAGGAAAAAAUACAGUCUUCUACCAGACUCCUGUAUGAAAGAGGGGGAAAUGCAACCACCAGACACUUCACCUCACAGAAACAGCCAAUCAAAGGGGGAAAUGUCAGUAAAUCAAGAAAAUGUUGCCAAAACUUAAGCAAUUGUUACUUUUCUUUUGCUCUGUUGCAUGGCAGCACUAUUUUUUUUAUUUCAAAGGGAAUUCAAAUACUGAAUAAGAAACCCGCUGCUAGCUGUAAUCUUUUCAAAUUGAGUUGGUGAAAUCAUUUAAGAAUACGGUUUUGAAAGGGGGAGGAAGAAAUGUAAGACCUAAAACCAGAGAACGCUAUGAACAUUGUAAAAGACACAGCUUCUUGCACAAUUGUUUGUCUGUGGUGCUUACAGAGCUAGAUAUACACAAAGACAAAGAAAGGGAAAAAAUUUGAGACUGAUCAUAGAACCACCAGUUAGAGGCAUUGUUGGGGCUUCUUGGAGCCAAAGAACAUGGCACUGGAUUUCCUGCAAUCCUUGUUUUGGUUUUCUGUUCCAUUCCACUAGAAUUUAAGCCUUUCAGAACAGCUGUGGCUAUCUUGUUCAAUAUUAUUUGCAUUUGAACAUUUUAUACAAUGACUAAGUCAAGUUUAACUAAAAAGGCACUAGAUUUCUUUUAUAUUUGAGCAGUCCUUAUUAGCACUGCUGUGGAGAAUUUAAUAAAUAAUGAUAAUCUUUCAAAAUAUUUUUUAACCAUACUAUGCAAUUUAAAAGAGAUUUAUAUUUGUGCUGUAGAAUGCUAUAGGAUGGUUAAAAAUAACCUAUAGAAAAGAUAUCAUUAUCCAUUAAAUUCUGUAGCUUUUUAAAGCAAUUUAUAUGAAACCUUGUUAAAUUUCUAUUUUUCCCUAUUGACUUCAUCCUUAUACAAUUCUACAGAACUUUUCCCUGAAGACUGUUACAUUUUAGGGUUUGUUGAUGUUUGUGCUAGGUUAUUCAGAGAUCUACAACUGAGUUGUUUUUAACCUUGUGAUGGCCUACAAGUUUUAGCUCAGGCUGAAAGCAAAUCACUUUGGCUAUUUUAAAACCCACAAUGAUAUGGAAGGCGCAAGGAAUUAAAUUACGCAAUAGAGAUGUGGAUUUUGCCAUUGUUGUGCUCCUGUGGAAUUGGAAAACAAUUUUUCUUAUUUAAAAUUUUAUUUUAAAAUUAUUCAUUCGUAUUGUGAAUAAAAGUUGUGGGGAUUUUUAAUGUAUAUAUGUGCUUAUUAAUAUGAUAGCUUCAUAUUAUGGCCCUAAAAUCUGAAGAAAUUUUUGCAGUCCAACAAGUUUGCAUGCUGAAAUUUAUCAAAGUAUUAUUCACAGAAGAGAUUAUAAUUUUUCCAAUGGAGUCAUUAGUUUAGAUAGCUACAUUUUGAAAUAUUACCCAGAUACCUGCUUGUACUGAGAUACUGUUAUGAUCUGUCUAGUAAAUUCAUUCCUGAUUUAACUGCACUGACUUUGAUGAAGUAGCACCAGGGAUGAAUUUGGCAAAACACCAGGCCUCAGAGGAGCCUCUAAAAUCGAUCACAUCUGCACAUAUACACUUAACUGGCAGAAUUUCAUCUGUUCUAUCAAUAAAAGUAUACAACAUUUAAACAAUUAAGUACAUACGCACAAAAACUAUACAAAAGUAACAGGGUAUGUCUUAAAUUUAGAAAUUAUGUGUAAAAUUAAUCCCUGUUGUACUCUAACUCUGACACGUGGGAUGAAUUUGGCCCUCUGUCUUAACUCACAUCAUUGUGCCUAGACAACAUAUUGUCCUAUUUGCUAUGGUGAAUGAUGUUACACACUUAUUUAAAGCAUCUGCACUGAGCUGCAGCACAGCUGAAUCUCUGGCCCAAUGCAUUAACCCUGAAUUGUAGUGUUUUCUAGAGAUUUCAUUUUAUCCGGUAUUAAGGGCCCUCCAAUGGUCAUUGCACACCUUUGACUUCUGAAGGAGUUGUAAGCAUGCUUAAAGUUACAAUUUUAGGUUCACAGUGCUCUAUCUUACACCACUGAAGUCAUCAGGAGCAGUAUUGUGGACGGUCAAGUCAGUUAAAAAAUGUUUGCCUUACUGCAACUCUGAUAUGGUUGUCCAUGAUUUGUCAUUUGUCAUUUUCUAUGUAUGAAAAGCGAAAAAUAACUGCAGAGUUCAGAUAUAUACCUCUUUUGACCUUUGAAGCUACUGAAAGACAUGUUUCUAAUCUCUGAACAUACAAACUAUCUGGUGAGGACUGCUUAUAAAGAAAGAUGAUGAGAGUCUCAGAAGUGGUACAAGAAAGAAGACAAAACACAAAAGGAUGUUGAGUGUUUUCCUUUUUGACAGAUAAGUUUGAAAAAAAAAACCACUCUUGCGAGUCUUUUUUUUUUUUUACUGUGCACAACUUUUAAAGUGCCUUAAUCUUAAAGAAAACUGAAUACUAUCUCCAGCAGCACUUGGAGAUGGGUUACCAUUCUACAAAAAGGGGGAUUCCCGUUUACUUCUAUAUCAUGAUAAAAAGAGAGAUAAUUCAUGAUUAUUUCAUGAUCAUUCUCAUAAACUUCAGGAGAUCCUUUCGCGGUGGCUGGAUGUUUAACAAAAAAUACUCUUAUGUGACUUUUCUUGAAUAUUUAAACAGAAUUUUUUGUCACAUCACAAAUGAAAACUGGUGCUUCUAAAAACAUACAUAGCUUAACACAAGUUACUGAAUUACAUGCAAAUACAUGUGCCUCAACAUUUUGUUUUUGUUUUAAAUUGCUGGAAAAUAUUAACUUUCUAAAGGGAUUAAAUCUAAAAGAUGUUUUUAUUUUAAAAAAUGGACAUAAAACAAUAUUGUAAUUAAAUAAUUUACAGUAAUCUUUUUUAUUAUUCUUUCAUAUUCAAAUGGUGUAUUUAUAUCUACAGGAUAAAGGGGUCUACACUGGAGUUAAAAUGUAGUUUCAAAUAGCAUUUUGUAUCAAAAAGAAAGACUUCAUAGGUUUCUAAUAUCAGUUGCCGAAAUAUUGCAAUGUUAGUGCUGUCUGUCACGAUAUACUUUCAUAAUUUCAUGAAUCAUUGUGAAUGGCUUUGUAUAAACCUACAUUUCACUGUGUUCGUUACCAGUUUUGGUUGUGUAAUUUUAUAGCAUUUUUAAACAGCACUUUUUGUUGUUUGCGUGACUUUUUCUAGUUUUGUUUGUUUUGUUUUGUUUUGUUUUGUUUUGUUUUUUCUUUUUUAGGAACAGGUAAAGCAAAAGACACACUUUUGAAAUUGCACAUGUGUGUUUAACUUUUUCUUUUGUACAGAAAGCAGAGUAUCUUGUGUAACAUUUUUACACAAAGCACUUUGGGGAGGAGAGGGAGUGAAAAUAAGUUUUCUAUAAACGUUACCGAUUCUUGUACAUAUUUAUACAUGCUCACAUAUAGAGAGUUGAAGUCCAUAUUCCAUACUGUAUAUCUAGCUGAUAUUAUUGUACUGGCACAUCUGUUGCAUAUUGCAAGUUAUAAUCUUUUAAAGAAUUAGCGCCACUUUUUUCUAUUAAUAUGUAUAGUUUUGUGAUUUGUUAUAGUUAUGUUUCAUAUAAUCAUAAGUUAUUUUUUCUUGUUUUAUGAAGUCUUUUUUAUGUAAAAGGUAAAAUGAAGGGUUUGUGCAUAUGAAACAAAAUAAAACUGGAAAUUUAUAACACACUGACAUGACUGGUAGAAAUGCCUUAAAAAGACUGCUGUAGUCCAUGUUUCUCACCAUGAGGCUGCUUAAUGUUUGGACAUUCAUUAGAAACAGAUAUAGGGAAUUAAAUCUCAGAGGUUUGUUCUAAAAAUUCUUCUGGCUUUGGAACCAGAGUUUUGGUCUGGAUUUAAUAGUAUCUAAGGAGGUGAGGAACUUCAGGGAAAAAUGGUUGCCUUAAUGUGUUUUACAUGUUAGGAGGAUUCAUAAAUAAAGGGUGAAGUUUUGUUUAAUUACAUGUGUAUUUUAAGUUGUAUCAGUUUUUCUGUUCAUGUGCUUCUCUUAAGCAAAUGUGCCCUGA